This is a messenger RNA of Octopus sinensis (East Asian common octopus), 759 nucleotides long. RefSeq lists its product as uncharacterized. Bases 82 to 678 code for a protein of 198 amino acids. The record is from RefSeq and is a predicted model, not a curated record. The transcript is spliced from 4 exons. NCBI's taxonomy places the organism in Eukaryota, Metazoa, Mollusca, Cephalopoda, Octopoda, Octopodidae.
CGCGUGCGCACACAAAUCUCUUCACACUUGUCCAGGUAGAGAGGAGCGAAGGCGAACACAGGACGACAAAGUAAAAACAAAAUGGCGCAAGAAGGCAAGAAGAAGUGCAUGUUUGGUUGUAUCGUAGUGAGUGGAGUGUUGGCGUGUGGGUUGAUAGUACUGGGCCUUGUUAUGAAAACAUGGUGGCACGCUCCGUCGCCGAGGGAGGUUGAAAGUCCCAUCGGCAACAUCACAACAUACCGCCUGAGAGGUCUUUGGAAAUACGGUUCAGACGAGAUUACUAAAUAUAAGCUCGAUGAGAACAUUAUCACAGUAACAAACUCUUCCUACGUAACAGGUGUUAAGCACGUCACAUCAGAUGUCCCCGCCUGGUAUGAAGUAGUCAUGGCUUUCCAAGUUAUUGGUUGUAUAUUCGCGUUCAUGGCGCUGUUCAUCACUCUCAGAUGGACCAUCAAACACUUCACAAGCGAGAUCCAAUGCGACUGCUACGGCAAAAUAUCGUUGACCGCCUACGUCAUUGCUGGAAUCUUCAUUCUGCUGGGAAUCAUCAUUUUGGUCGGCAAAACCGAGACGAAGCAGAUUGACUGGGCUCCAAGCGUAUCCGGCUUCGGCGGAGCGUUUUGUAUCAUCGCUGCCAGCUUCAUUCGAUGGGGUCAACAAAAGGAAUGUAGUUUAUAGUAUAAAGAAGAAGAAAAAAAAAUUAAAAUCAACACUUCGAAAAAAAACAAAAAAACAAUAAACGUUAAAAAGCAAAACAAA